Molecule: messenger RNA, 174 nt
Organism: Dictyostelium purpureum
Lineage: Eukaryota; Evosea; Eumycetozoa; Dictyosteliales; Dictyosteliaceae
Exons: 1
Source: RefSeq, a predicted model, not a curated record
AGUCUAUUGUAUCCGAUAGUGUGGAAUAAUGCUUCAUCAACCUCUGUUUUUGAUAAAUUGGCAUCAAGUGGUAUUCCGAACUCAUCAAAUAAUUUGGGACCUACUUCUCCAAUUUGUGCAAUAAUCGUUAUGAAAAGCCUGUCAUCAAAUAUUUAUAUCAAGUCAACACUAUAA